AUGGCGGCCCCGGGGGGACAGCACCCGGCCAGGGCGCAGGGGGGGUCCCCCGAGGCGGGGGGGUCCCCGGCGCAGGGGGGGUCCCCGGAGCAGGAGGGUUUCUUCUCGCUGCUGAGCUCGGUGCAGGGCGCCCGCAUGGACGAGCAGCGCUGCAGCCUCGGGGGGGGUGGCGGCGGGGGCUCCGCGCCCCCCCCCGAGCUGGCCCCGCUGCUGGAGCUGCUGGCGAGCUCCCAGGGCCGCCGCAUGGACGAGCAGCGCCUGCCCGUGCCCCGGCUGCCCGGGUUCGGGCCCCCCCCGGGGCAGGACUGAGCCCCCGGCGCUGCCACCGACCGUCACCGUCC
This is a messenger RNA of Chroicocephalus ridibundus (black-headed gull), 341 nucleotides long. It is a transcript of the gene PCP2, whose product is annotated as Purkinje cell protein 2. The transcript has 4 exons. The coding region runs from base 1 to 309 and encodes 102 amino acids. The record is from RefSeq and is a predicted model, not a curated record. Gene Ontology annotation, molecular function: guanyl-nucleotide exchange factor activity; protein binding. Lineage: Eukaryota; Metazoa; Chordata; Aves; Charadriiformes; Laridae.